AUGGAGAAGGUCCAAGUCGAGGAUGCGAGAUGGAAGAAGGAGGAGAUACAAGAGCUGCAGCAGAGGAGCCGCGGCAUGCUCCGAAUCGUAGCAGCUGGCAGCUCUGGUCGCAGCACAGCUGUGCAGGCUCCCGAAGAGACGCAGUCCGAAGUCAAGCUCCUUCGGGCGGAGCUACAGGAUCAGAUGGCCCGCUACAAGCGCGAACUCGCUUUCUGCAAAAAGUCUGUUCAUGAGCUUUCGAUUGAGCGCACCAAGUCCGAGGCAUCUAUGUCGCUGGCACACGAGGCCGCUUCCGAGAACAAGUUGGCGGAGAGAAGCUGUCAGAUGCGGUGGCAAAGUGAGCACCGGAUAUGGUCCGAGGAGCGCCGACGGCUCAAAACAGCCCAUCAAAGGCAUCUUCAGGAAGAGCUGGACAAGUUUGAGCAGUUCAGGCACCGAAUGUCGCAGGAAAUGGCUUCGUCCAGGCGAAAGCUCGAAGGAGAGGUUCGAGAAGCCAGGCAACGGCAGCGAACAGUGGAGGGCAAGCUGAAACACAUGGAGGAAGCGGAGGAGGCUCGUGCCCUUACAGCCGGCGAAGUGGCCGAGGCCCAAAUGCUGGAGGAGAAUGAGGUGCAGCACUUGAGGGAGCUGCUGCGCCAAUCACAAGAUGAAGUGCUGGCACAGCAAGCGGAUGCACGUCGUCAGACAGAUGCUGCUUCGAAGCUGCAGGAUGCUUUCCGCCUCGAAUUGGUGGCUGCUGCAUCUGCUAGAGAGGCACUGGUCGGGGACUGGCACUCGCAGAAGCGUCAGCUCCUCCAGGCCAUGGCGGUGGACCGAAGAGCUCAGGAGGAGGUGACCGACCGUGAGGCAGCUCUGGCAGAAAAGGCAGCGUUCGUUGCAGCAGAACGAGCACUUGAAGUACGACGCCUGCAGGGCCUGCGAGAGGAAGAUCGGAUCGAGUCCCAAAGGCUUCGUGAGGACCUUGCUGCUGCGCUGGACGCUGCCAAACAUGCGAGGCUGCUGCAGAGCGCCUCUGCGGAUGUGAGGAAGUUGGACAGUGAGCUGAGCCGGCAAAAGGAGAUGAGAGAGGAAGACAUGGCACAGCUCCACUCCGCCUGUGAGGAAUCCUUGGAAGGCUUGCCCCUGGAAUUCUAUCAAGAGCUGCGCUCGCAAUCUGGAGAUGAUGAUCAAGUCCCGACUGUAACUCGGUAUGGCCACAUCCUUCAGGCCGUGGGAGGGUGCGUCAAGACGCUCCUGCGGGAAAACAUGCAGUUACAAGAGGCGCAGCGAUCUACUUUGGGGGCGCCUUCUCUGACACAGUCAAGUGAUUCUGCUCUGUCACUGGGGAACUUGGCCCUGACCCCUCUAAGCAGCUGUGCAUUUGACCAGGAUUCCAGUUUAGACGGGCGAGGCCAGGACCGCAAGAAAACGCUGUCGCCCAUGGCCAGGAGAGCACAUGACCGUCGCAGUGAUGCACCAGAGCUUUCUCGGCAAGUUUUCGCUGCGCAUCGCGAACUCGCACAUUCGCGUGAGGAGGUUCGACAGUUCAUGGUGCAGCGAGACUUGGAGCGCGAGAUGAAUGCCCGAAAGUCUAGUCUCGAAGGGAUGAGAACGCAGGAGCUAAGUGACCAGAACAAAGAGUACCUGGCCGAGAUCAAGGUUCUGCAAGAGGAAGUCCGUUCGAGACAGGAGUACUGUGAUCUCAAUCUGCCGGCGACAGGUCGUGCAGCUCCGGGAACAGCCGGGCUGGUUGGGGAGGACGUGAGGACACGCAGCAACGGCCAGGAUGGCCGCAACCCCGCAAGCUUGUCCGUGGCUGGCAGCUGGCAGGGAGCUGCCCAAGUGCCAGCCAACGUAAGGCUGAGCCCGGCAAGGGCGUGCGACGAGAUUCCUAAGCCUCGGUGGAGGAGAGACUGGUCGGGUCGAGAGAGCCCUGAGACAGAAAAGCCCAUAGACAAGUCGGCAAUUGGUGUACCACCGAGCUGGAGAAACAGAGCCAAGCACGAACCUCUCCACACGAUAGAUGAUAAAGAUCGAACAGACGGGCUACAGGCAGAAAUGGCAAGAGGCGUCAAUGCAACAACAUUGUACAAGGCGUUUAGCUGCGCUGAGCAGCUUUGCGAAAGGCAGCACUACAGAGAUGCCUUGCCGCUGCUUCAAGAGGUCGCUCAGUACGGUGACGGAAACCCAGAGAUAUUUGGUGCCAAGAUGAGAUUGUCAGAUGUGUGGGCAUACAUAGGUGUGGCCAGUCAGGCAGAGGGUCUGACGGAGCAAUCCGUGGAGUCAUACCGCAAGGCCAUUCGCGAGGACCCUUGUCUGCACGUUUGCCAUGCGAACUUGGCAUCGCUCCUGUCAUUCCAAGACGAACAUACCGCAGCGGACCACCACAUGAGCAUGGCGCUGGCAAUUGACCCUCAGAACCAAGCUUAUGCCAAGCUGGCACUCGAAUUGCGGAGUGCCCAAGCAAGCAGUGGAUAA
This is a messenger RNA of Symbiodinium natans, 2457 nucleotides long. The record is from the annotation of a GenBank genome assembly. Lineage: Eukaryota; Dinophyceae; Suessiales; Symbiodiniaceae.